AUAUUAUCAACUACGCCCGGAAAAGAAAUAGACUUUUCGGCUCGUUUCCGUUGUGGACUAUACAGGAAUUGAGUUACUUCAUUCUCGAAUCUCAUCAGUUCUAUGGAAUAUAAAAGCAGCGGAUUUUAUUGAAAGUUAUUGGAUAUAACAAUGACAAGGCAAGUGACGCUGUUUAUCUCUCUGCUCCUGCUCGACUCGGUGAUCGGGCAGGUCAGCUACACUAUUCCCGAGGAAAUGGUCAAAGGAUCUUUAGUAGGUAACAUAGCUCAUGAUUUAGGAUUAGAAACUAAACGUUUUAUCUCUGGUAAAGCUCGAAUUUACACUCGGAGCAGCGGAGAGUACAUCGAGCUGAACAGAGAAAGAGGAGUCCUCCUUGUUAAAGAGAGAAUAGACAGAGAGGCGCUCUGCAAGCAGACGUCGCCGUGUGCUUUGCAUUUUCAGAUCAUUUUAGAAAAUCCUAUGGAAUUUUACACUGUUACAGUUCAGAUCACAGAUAUCAACGAUAAUGCACCAACAUUUAAAAAACGUGAAAUAGCUUUUAAAAUCAGCGAGUCAGCAGUGAGUGGGGCGAAAUUUGUACUUGAAAAGGCUGUUGAUCUUGAUGUUGGAAUUAAUAGUGUACAUGGAUACGAAUUAAAACCAACAGACAAUUUUGCUCUAAAGCUUUUCAAUAACGCUGACGGUAAUAAAAAUGUUGAAAUGGUGUUACAGAAGCCCCUAGACAGAGAGAAACAAGAGCAAAUAUCUCUCGUGUUAACCGCUGUAGAUGGUGGAGAGCCGCAGAUGACAGGAACAAUGCUGGUUGUCAUCACAGUUUUAGAUGCUAAUGAUAAUGCUCCAGUUUUUACACAGCAAACAUACAAAGCUAAUGUUGCAGAAAAUUCACCAAAAGGAACAGUUGUUGCCACUGUUACAGCCUCAGAUGCUGAUCAAGGCUCUUAUGGUAAAAUUACAUACUCGAUUACAAAUGCAGUAGAUGAAGACAAAAACCUAUUUGAGAUCAAUAAUGAGAAUGGUGAAAUUACUUUAAUUGGAAUUAUUGAUUUUGAGGAGUCACAAAAAUAUCAAAUAAAUUUACUUGCUAGUGACGAGGGGGGUCUUACUGAUUCAUCCAAAUUAAUUGUUGAUGUUCAAGAUGUUAAUGAUAACAGGCCUGAGAUUAACAUAAUGUCAAAGUCUAAUGUGAUAUCAGAAAAUGCUCAACUCAAUACAGUUGUUACUAUGAUUAAUAUCGAAGACAAGGACUCGGGAGAAAAUGGGAAAGUGCAUUGUUAUGUGAGUGAAAAUAUUCCAUUUAUCUUAAAGUUCUCAACAAAUAAUUUCUUUAGCCUUAUUACAGACCGUGAACUAGACAGAGAGAAAAUUUCUGAAUAUAAUAUCACAGUGAGCUGUUCUGAUGAGGGAGUACCCUCCCUCUCCAGCAGCGUCACUCUCACAUUACAGAUCUCUGAUGUGAACGACAACGCACCUGUCUUUGAGAGGAGCUCAUAUGAGGCCUACAUUGUAGAAAACAACACUCCAGGUCUCUCUAUAUUUACAGUGAAAGCUACAGACGCUGACUGGAACCAGAAUGCCCGUGUUUCUUACAUACUGGAGGACUCCUCUGUUAACGGAGUGCCAGUCUCCUCAUAUGUGUCCGUUGGUGCUGAUAGUGGAGUUAUCCAUGCAGUGCGCUCUUUUGACUACGAGCAGAUCAAAGAUUUCCAGUUCCGCGUCAAAGCGCAGGAUGGAGGAUCUCCUCCACUCAGCAGCAACGUGACUGUGAAAAUACUGAUCCAGGACCAGAACGAUAACCCUCCUCAGGUUCUGUACCCCGUCCAGACUGGUGGCUCUGUGGUAGCUGAAAUGGUUCCUCGUUCAGCAGAUGUGGGUUAUCUGGUCACUAAAGUGGUGGCUGUUGAUGUGGACUCUGGACAGAAUGCCUGGCUCUCCUAUAAACUACAGAAAUCCACAGACAGGGCGCUGUUUGAAGUGGGCUUACAGAAUGGAGAAAUAAGAACUAUCCGCCAAGUGACUGAUAAAGAUGCUGUCAAACAAAGACUGACUGUUAUCGUGGAGGACAACGGACAGCCCUCUCGUUCAGCUACAGUCAUUGUUAACGUGGCGGUGGCGGACAGCUUCCCUGAAGUGUUGUCGGAGUUCACCGACUUCACACACGACAAGGAAUACAAUGACAACCUGACUUUUUACUUGGUGUUGGCUCUGGCUGUAGUUUCCUUCCUCUUCAUCACAUGUUUAGUUGUUAUUAUAUCAGUGAAAAUCUACAGAUGGAGACAGUCUCGCAUCCUGUACCACUCCAACCUCCCUGUGAUUCCAUAUUAUCCUCCACGUUACUCAGACACUAUGGGAACAGGAACUCUUCCACACGUGUAUAAUUACGACGUGUGCAGGACUACUGACUCCAGAAAGAGCGACUGUAAGUUUGGCAGAGCUGGUAGUCAGAACGUGCUGAUAAUGGAUCCCAGUUCUACAGGAACGAUGCAGCGGAUACAGAAUGAGAAGAGCAUCCUGGAUGACUCUCCUUUAGAGGUGAGCCCAUAUUUUCUGAUAAACUAA
Molecule: messenger RNA, 2556 nt
Organism: Melanotaenia boesemani (Boeseman's rainbowfish)
Lineage: Eukaryota; Metazoa; Chordata; Actinopteri; Atheriniformes; Melanotaeniidae
Product: protocadherin gamma-A2-like
Exons: 1
Coding region: 151-2556 (801 amino acids)
Biological process (GO): homophilic cell-cell adhesion
Cellular component (GO): plasma membrane
Molecular function (GO): calcium ion binding
Source: RefSeq, a predicted model, not a curated record